GAGAUGUAGGAGGAGCUUGACGUGGCAAAGAUACCGGACAUGACAUACGAUUUCAUACCGUACACAGGGACUGCCGAGCUCUACCGUGAGCACAAACUCUAGCUCUUGUGUGAGCUUAGACGACUGGGAAUAGUCUGUGCGGGGCUCAGUCAGUGUCCAGACGGACUGUAUCAUCGGACAGUUGCACAGAUGUGGCUGAUCCUGCUCGCUGCGCUGCUUCCGGCAGUGCGCUCUGCAUACGAGUUGGACCCGCAGAAGCUUCAAGGCCUGGCAAAAGCUAAAGUAGAGACGUGUGGAGGAUGACAGCUGAAUCGACUGAGGGAGGUCAAGGCCUUUGUGACCCAGGAUAUCCCUCUUUACCAUAACCUGGAGAUGAAGCACAUCCCUGGGGCCGACCCGGAGCUCGUCCUCCUCAACCACUACUACCAGGAGCUGGAUCGCAUCCCUCUGUCAGAUAUGACCCGGGACGAGAUCACCGCCCUGCUGGACCAGCUGGGUUUCUACAAGAAGGCCCAGGCGGAGGAGGAGGUGCCCGAGGAGUUCCGCUUCUCUCCAGCCAAGGACAGCCCCUUCCCCGAGGAGCAGGCCCCUCCCAGCGAAACCCCAGCCGACGCCCAGCACCCUGACUUAUAAUGGGCUCGGACCCCGUGGCCACAUAACAUCAGCUGCUCUAGGCACUGGGCCACACCACCUUCUUCAUCAUCAUCAUCAUCAUCAUCAUCAGCAUCAGCAUAGUUUUGUCUCAGUCGCCCACAAUGCAUAUACUUCCCAACGUUACUGCUCCUCAUUUGGGAUGUGCAUGAUUUGUUAGUAUGUUUUCUUUCCAUUGUGAGUGUGUGAGAUCGUGGAAAGGUGUGUUUUGUGUGUGUGAUAGUGACAUACAAUCUGUGUGUGUUAAACGUGUGGUCAAAUCUCCCUCAGUUAGCGUGUAGCUAAAGCCCCUCCUGCGCUAGACCUUAAUGAUGCCUCGAGCGUAAAAUCUCCGGAUUGGCUUGAGGCUGAUGAUGCUCGUCUAGGUAGGCGGGAGUUUGGGUACACUUAAAGCUGGGGGAGCCUGUCAAUCAAAAAAGUGGUUAACAUUGUGAAGAACUGUUUUUACGAAAGAUGUGAAAAGAU
This is a messenger RNA of Clupea harengus (Atlantic herring), 1116 nucleotides long. It is a transcript of the gene selenom, whose product is annotated as selenoprotein M. Gene Ontology annotation, cellular component: endoplasmic reticulum lumen. The record is from RefSeq and is a predicted model, not a curated record. Gene Ontology annotation, molecular function: oxidoreductase activity. Lineage: Eukaryota; Metazoa; Chordata; Actinopteri; Clupeiformes; Clupeidae.